This is a messenger RNA of Monoraphidium neglectum, 1437 nucleotides long. RefSeq lists its product as hypothetical. The transcript is spliced from 4 exons. NCBI's taxonomy places the organism in Eukaryota, Viridiplantae, Chlorophyta, Chlorophyceae, Sphaeropleales, Selenastraceae. The record is from RefSeq and is a predicted model, not a curated record. Bases 1 to 1437 code for a protein of 478 amino acids.
AUGUCGUGCACGAGGAACACGGUGGUGCUGGUGGCCGUGGGACUAUUGCUGACUUACGUGCCGUUUCAGGCGAUGGGCGCCACCAGCAGCUUGCAGGCAGCUUCAGCCAAGAACAAGACCAAACUGGCGGUGUGCGCACCCGUCAAGGCCCUGACCAAGUCGUGCUCCUCCAAGGCUGGCCCGACGGCCCUCAUGGACCAGCUGUGCAGCGAGCUACUGGCACCCGCCAAGGCAACGGCUGACAGCAAGGACCCCUCCAAGCUUCACUACGGGUGCGGCGUGGCCACGGCCGCCCAGGUUGACAAGCUGUCCAGCGGCCUGGCAGCACUCGAGCCGCGGGUCGCCGCCGCCGCCGCCCAGGCAAGCUCCUCGCAGGCCACCCUGGCGCAGGGGCAGAACCAGACGGCCGAGCUGAGUGCCGGAGUGAACGCGCUGAGGGCGGCAGUGGCUGCGCUGGCGGCGCAGGUUGCCAGUGUGCAGCAGCAGCAGCUGGCUGGUGCCGCCAACACCAGCGACAUCACCCAGAAGAUCGCCGCCCUCAGCGCUACCAGGGCGCAGACCGCACAGCAGCUGGCGUCGCUCGCGGCUGCGAACCAGACCGUGGCCCAGGGCAUCGCGGAGGUCAAAGCCGCCUCGCAGCAGUGCACCUGCGGCGCGGAGCUUGCGGUCGUCAACGCCACCACGGCGGCCGUCCAGUCCGCCCAAGCUGCGGGCGUGGCGGCCAUCUCGUCGGUUAACGCGACCGCGGAGUCCGCGAAGGCCGCGGUCGCCACGGGCUCAGCUGCCAUCGCGUCAGUCAACGCCAGCAUCGCCACCCUGGCUGCCAACCUGCCCACCAUCAACGUGACCGGCCUGGUCACAUUAAGCGCCCUGAGCAGCAUCGACGCGGCCACGCUCAACGGCGUGCCUGCCGCGCAGUACCUGCGCGCGCGGAUUGUCCUUUACUCCGCGUCCUCCACGACGACGUUCACAGCCAACCUGGGCGGCCGCUCCGGCGCCGACGCCAAGUGCGUCGCCCCGACCUCCACCGGCCAGCCGGCCGGCCUCGUGCGGGUGCGCGCGUUCCUGUCUGUCAGCGCCACCGACCAGAUCGCGGACUUCCCGACACUCUACGGGGUCCCCACCGGCCUGCCGAUCCAGACCGCAAGCGGCCAGGUCCUGGCGAGCAACUUCUCGACCCUGCUGCGCGGCUCCAUCCCUGUCUCCUUGGACGCCGCGGGGGUGCUGCCGUUCGCGAGCACUUGGUGGACUGGCAGCAACGCGGACGGCUCUGUCUCCACAGCAACUGGCCUUGCGAACACAUGCAUCGGUUGGACUGAUGCGGGAUCCAACCCAAACGGCCAAGCAGGAAGGUCGGGGACGACUGGCUCCGCCUGGAUUUCCUUUAGCGCCCUGCCGUGCGGGUUGCAAGUGUACGUGCUGUGCCUUGCCUUCUAG